CAAUAAGAAUCCCCGUUUAUCAGGCUCACGACCAAUCAGAAACGAGGCGACUGAAAACGGAAUCCCAAAUGGCUCCCCAUUGGAUGUAUAGUGCACUAUGUACAGUGUGGAGCGCCGUUACCGGUUUUAAACGAUGUAGUGCACUGUGUAGGGAGCAGGAAACCGUUUGGGACACAGUCUCUGAUUCUGUCCGGGUCCGGGUUCGGUUGAACCCAAAAAAAACAAAAAAAAAAUCCGUGACAGGUCGCGUGCGGAAGAUGAUGACGGUAAAUAAAAAGCCGCAUACAGACACAGAAAUGAGUGAAAAUAUUCCACACGGAGAGUUUUGUAAAGAAUUCUCUCUCAGAUGUUGAGGGUUUAGCUGCAGGAACAUGGCGAUGCUCUAAACUUUACAUUUUUCUUCUCGCUCUUGGUUUAUAUAGCGGAUCCCGGACUUUAAUCCGAGCUCGAGCUCCCGGUGUGGUGGUUUUUUUUUUGUUUUGUUUGUUUGUUUGUGUAAAGAUUCUAAAACAAAAGUUGAUUUUUCAACUAAAUAAUUUUUCUCGCCGGUGAUGAAUAAACCCCGGAGCCGUGUGUCCGGUUUGCUGUCGCAGUAACUCUGUACACUGAAGUUUUUGUGACUGGUUAUUCUUUAGGCUUGGUCUAAAGAGCGCUCUUUGUUCUGAGGGCAGCGUGACGCGAGGUCGAUGCUGAUGAGGAGGUCUUUGCUUUGAGCCUGAGCGUGUGCUCCAUCGGCCCUUUGAGUCCACGUUCAUGCUCCGGUCCCGUCAUGCCGCAGUGCUGUGGCUCCUGACUCUUGAGGGCUGAUGAGUGUUUGGGCGCGAUGGAGCGCUGCAAGCAUGUGGUCCGUCUCCGUUUGGGACAAGACCACUCCAUCCUGAACCCUCAGAAAUGGCGCUGUGUGGACUGCGACACCACAGAGUCCGUGUGGGCGUGUCUGAAAUGCUCGCACGUGGCCUGCGGUCGCUACAUCGACGAGCACUCGCUGCAGCACUACCGCGAGACCCAGCACCCGCUCGCCAUGGAGGUGCGAGAGCUGGACGUGUUCUGCUUUGCGUGCGGUGACUACGUCCUGAACGACAACGCCGAGGGCGACCUGAAGCUCCUGCGGGGGGCGUUGUCCACCGUGCGGGACGCCGGUCGCCGUUCUAUGCGUUCCGCGUCGUCGUCGCCGCACUCGGUGAGCGGCGAGGGGGCGGGGCUUGUACCGGUUGCACUAAGGCACCGGCGGCGUGUGCUGCUCGCAACUGCUUUCCGGCGCUGGAGGAUGCGGCAGCAAGAGGAGCAGAAAAAACUGGAACAGGAGAAGGAGGAGCUUCGGCGGCAACGUAAAGAAAUGAAGAAGAGGAUCGUGGGAGACGACGGCAACGCACCGCCGAGGAAAAGCGCACGCCUCCUGACGCAGGCGCCGCGGCCACUCGUCGCGUUGAUCCCAAGAAAAUUCAGAGACCCUCCCGAAAAAGCGCCACUUCCCGGCAAGAAUUCCAGAAAGGCGCUCCGUACUGUGAAAUCGGGUGUGGCCGGAAGGCGGGCCACCUCGUCUUUUCUGUUAGCGCGACGCAGGCGGUUAGCGCCGGGCGUCACAGGACUGCGUAACUUGGGCAACACGUGCUACAUGAACUCUAUCCUACAGGUGCUGAGCCACUUGCGUAAGUUCAGGGAGUGUUUCCUGGCACUGGAUCUGUGUGAGACGGAGCAGCUGCUCCUCGCCAAAACGCAAGGCAUGAUGGGAGGAGGAGGAGAGAAACCGGUGCAGCCCAAAGACCCCCGCGCAUCAUCUUUAUCGGGCCAGCAGGUGUCUCUGUGCCAGGAGCUGCACACUCUGUUCAGGGUGAUGUGGUCGGGCCGCUGGACGCUCGUGUCUCCGUUUGCCAUGCUGCACUCGGUGUGGAACGUCAUCCCGGCGUUCCGUGGCUGCGACCAGCAGGACGCGCAGGAGUUCCUGUGUGAGCUGCUGGAUAAGGUGCAGCAGGAGCUUGAGGCAGACGGCGGCUACGGCGCCAAACGCCAACACACACGCACGCGAAUUGUCAUCCCCAUCACACAGAGGAAACUCUCCAAACAGGUGCUCAAAGUCCUCAACACCAUCUUCCACGGCCAGCUGCUCAGCCAGGUGACGUGUCUGUCGUGUAAGCGUAAGUCGAACACGGUGGAGCCGUUCUGGGAUUUAUCUCUGGAGUUCCCCGAGCGUUAUCACAGCGCGGCGAAGCUGAGCCAGACGUCCUCUCAGAGCUGCUCUCUCACCGAGAUGCUGAGCAAGUUCACCGAGACCGAGGCUCUGGAGGGACGCAUCUACAACUGUAACUACUGCAACAGAAAAAGACGCAAGUCAUCCCACAAGCCGCUGGCUCUAUCCGAGGCCUGUAAACAGCUGCUGAUUUAUCGUUUACCUCAGGUGCUGCGGCUUCACCUUAAACGCUUCCGCUGGUCGGGCCGGAACCACAGGGAGAAGAUCGGCGUUCACGUGGCGUUUGAUCAGGUUCUGAACAUGGAGCCAUACUGCUGUUCUGACGCAUCACAGGCCUUCACCUAUGACCUCUCUGCUGUAGUGAUGCAUCAUGGGAAAGGCUUCGGCUCAGGACACUACACUGCCUACUGCUACAACACGGAGGGGGGCUUCUGGGUCCACUGUAACGACUCGGAGAUGAACGUGUGUAGCGUGGAGGAGGUCUGCAGCACUCAGGCGUACAUCCUGUUCUACACACAACGAUCAUCUUAAAGAGACUCAACAAAUACACACCUGUGUGUAUUACUGACCGAACAAUCCAACCUGUGUGUGUGUGUGUGUGUGUGUGUGUGUGUGUGUGUGUGUGAGAGAGAGAGACAGACACAUUCCUGUUCUAGUCAGCACACGUGUUUAGGUCAGGUCUGAUUAGCCGUCUCGCGGCUCAGUUCUAUUUUUCCACUGAGGUAUUUUACAACAAAGACGAGGUUCAUCACUCGCAGCACUUUUCCACCGACGUGGAGCCGGAUCUAGAACCAUUCCACGAGCAGCCGGUUCCGGGUGUUCACAGAAGGACGUGCGUCAACUUUUCCACCCAUUAUUAAUAAUUUGCAAACGGACAUGUAUUCCCUGGGCGUUACUUGUGAUACUAGUGAUGUCAUACACUCCCAGCAUUCAUCUGUUUUAAGCAGGACUGUGACGUAGCUGUAAGUUAGUGACGGAACACACCAGCAAAAAAAAAAGACAGCCCUAAAAGCCAUUGGAGUGUUUAUUACACAACCGGUUUAUGUAUUUAAAUCUUAUAACGAGUGCUUCAGCUGUCUGAGUUAGUCUUAGUUUGUUUGUAUGAUCCUUUGAUGCCAUGGCAACAGCAGGUUAGAGUAGCUAAUUGAUGUAAUAAGGGCUGAGGAAUGGUGUCUGUUUGGGACACGACCACUUCUGCUGAUGCAACGGUUCGGCUCCACGUUUGUCGGAAAGUUAAGCAUCAGCUCUGACCUCAAGUUCGUUUUAGAUCUCAGAGAUUUUCUACACACUAAAACUGUUCACACACACACACACACACACACACACAGAGUGUGUACUCAUCCAGGGCAUUCAGGACUAGCGUCCUCACACUGGAGCUUCAGGAACACAUCGACACGCCCCACACUGCCAGAGGGAGGAGCUCAGGGCGAAUGGAGGGAGAGACGGAGAGAGGGACGAGUGCAGACGGAGAGAUGCUCGAGCUCCCCCUGCGCUGUGCAGCACUGAGACGUCCGUCUGGAAGAUUCCAUCAUCAAACUUCUCACACACUCCAAUCAGGAAUUGCUCAGCUUUGUGAUACAGUUCUUCUUUUCUACUGUGGUUUCUAACGUGUGUAGUGAACUGUGUGUGCUGGGGGGCGGGGCUACCUGCACCUGGGAAUCUUAGGGGAGGGGCACCUGAGACUCCAAAUGGGAUUAGGGUGAAGGGGAGGG
This is a messenger RNA of Ictalurus furcatus (blue catfish), 3900 nucleotides long. It is a transcript of the gene usp49, whose product is annotated as ubiquitin specific peptidase 49. Gene Ontology annotation, biological process: protein deubiquitination. Lineage: Eukaryota; Metazoa; Chordata; Actinopteri; Siluriformes; Ictaluridae. The record is from RefSeq and is a predicted model, not a curated record. Gene Ontology annotation, molecular function: cysteine-type deubiquitinase activity; zinc ion binding. Gene Ontology annotation, cellular component: cytoplasm. Bases 824 to 2719 code for a protein of 631 amino acids. The transcript has 8 exons.